Molecule: messenger RNA, 993 nt
Organism: Ilyonectria robusta
Lineage: Eukaryota; Fungi; Ascomycota; Sordariomycetes; Hypocreales; Nectriaceae
Exons: 2
Coding region: 1-993 (330 amino acids)
Biological process (GO): exonucleolytic trimming to generate mature 3'-end of 5.8S rRNA from tricistronic rRNA transcript (SSU-rRNA, 5.8S rRNA, LSU-rRNA); U4 snRNA 3'-end processing; poly(A)-dependent snoRNA 3'-end processing
Cellular component (GO): nuclear exosome (RNase complex); cytoplasmic exosome (RNase complex)
Molecular function (GO): RNA binding
Source: RefSeq, a predicted model, not a curated record
AUGCCCAUCACAGUCCUCAACCCGCAGGCAGCGGCCAAGCGGCCAGCUGCGGCCAUGUCUGUCGACUCAGACUCCGAUUCGGACUCCGGCGGCGGCGCUGCUGUCCACGGCGAAGAUAUCCUCACACCUGGCACCGUCAUCACAUCAAAUCCUCAGUGGAUGCGUGGACAUGGAACCUACGUCCUGCCCGGUUCGACGUCCAUCACGUCCUCCCUCGCAGGCACUCUCACCAAGACCAACAAACUACUCUCCGUGCGGCCGCUCCGCGCGCGCUACACGCCGGAGAUUGGUGACCUGGUCGUCGGCCGCAUCGUCGAGGUCCAGGCCAAGCGCUGGCGCGUCGACGUCGCCGCCUCCCAGCUGGCCAUCCUGCAGAUCUCCGCCAUCAACCUCCCCGGCGGCAUCCUGCGCAAGCGUACCGAGACGGACGAGCUGCAGAUCCGCAGCUUCUUCGCCGAGGGCGACCUCGUCGUCGCCGAGGUCCAGCAGCUGCACCAGGACGGCGCAGCCAGCCUUCACACCCGCAGUCUGAAGUACGGCAAGCUGCGCAACGGCGUCUUCGUCAGCGUCUCGGGCACCGGCGGCGGCAGCGGCGUCGUCCGCGCCAAGCGCCAGGUUUGGACUAUGGACGUGGCCAACGCCGGUGGCAAGGUGGAUGUCCUUCUGGGCGUCAACGGCUACAUUUGGAUCAGCAAGCACAUAGAAAGCGAUACGAGCGCCGAGGCGGCCGGCAUCAACCGCAUGGAGGAGAGCGUUAGCAGCAAGGUCUAUUCAAGCCAGAACGACCCGCUCGAUUUGUCGACAAUGCGGGAGAUCGCUCGGAUCCGCAGCGUCAUCCUAGCCUUGGUUGAGAACAGGCUAAAGGUGGACGAGGAUAUGGUCACAAAGGGAUACAGCGAGGCUGUGGAGUUGGGCAGAGAGUCAACGGAUGACGAUUUGUAUCUGGGUGGAGAGAAGGGCCAGCGCCUGGCCGCCGCCUUGACUGGUCACUAA